This is a messenger RNA of Chelonia mydas (Green sea turtle), 6748 nucleotides long. Its product is annotated as zinc finger protein 436. Lineage: Eukaryota; Metazoa; Chordata; Testudines; Cheloniidae. The coding region runs from base 371 to 2128 and encodes 585 amino acids. The transcript is spliced from 6 exons. Gene Ontology annotation, molecular function: DNA-binding transcription factor activity; RNA polymerase II cis-regulatory region sequence-specific DNA binding. Gene Ontology annotation, biological process: regulation of transcription by RNA polymerase II. The record is from RefSeq and is a predicted model, not a curated record.
AGCAGGAAGUGAAUCGCCCUCGCUCCGCAGUGACUCCGGAGCCCGGGGCUGCAGCCCGGAGAGGGGACGCUGCAGCCGGGACAGUCUCCAGCCCCGGCCGGGACCCCCCCCUCCCCGGCCCUGCUCCCGGGGGGGGCCCGCUGGGGGGGGGAAGGCUGAAGAAUCACGUCCACUUUUCGCUUCAGGUCCUCCCGUCUUCCAGGAGACGAGGAAGAGAACUGGCUGUGGUGUAGCCCGCUCAGGCCCAUUGGGAGGGGGUGACCAUCCACCCAUUUCUGAAAGAGGAAAUGCCCCAUGGAUAGGGCUGGGAAAACUGACCAGAUUCUCGGUGCUGGAGCCUGGACCCACUAGCCAGAGGCUACCGUGGAAUAUGAAGGUGCUGGGAUUCCUGUCCCUGUCCCCUGCUUGGAGCUCUGCUUCCCGUAUCAGCCUGUGGCUAGCAGAUACCGGUGACUUUUUGUGUGUAUUUCACCGAGGGGAGGGGGCUCUGCUGGACCCCGCUCAGAGAGCCCUCUACAGGGACGUCAUGCAGGAGAACUAUGAGACUGUGACCUCGCUGGGAUUUCCCAUUCCCAAACCUGACCUGAUCGCCCGGCUGGAAGGAGGGGAAGAGCCGUGGGUCCCAGAUUUCCAGGCCUCCAAGAAGAGAGAGCUCCUGAGAGGCACCCACACAGGUGAUGAGCGUGGGAGGGAGAACAAGGAGGAGAAUCAACAGCAGAAAGGUCCUGGGAAAGUGGAACCACAGGGGACGUUUCUGAGAAGAGCUGCAGGGAGUUUUUCCCAGUGCUUGAAACAGGGAAGAGCCUGGGGAAAUCAGGGCAGGGCAGGGAGGCAGCUGGAAAACCAUCCAAGGAAGAAGCCAGAUGAAUCCAUUCCACGUGAGGGAGGAUGCGUGGAUCCCAAGGAAACCACAGCUCAGCAGACAAAUCACAAGGAAGAAAAACCCUACAAAUGUCUUGACUGCGGGAAAAGAUUCAGUGUGAGAACAAGCCUCACUACGCAUUGGAAAAUCCAUACAGGAGAUAAACCCUACAAAUGUUUGGACUGCGGGAAAAGUUUCCAUCAGAGCUCACACCUUAUUACACAUCAAAGACUGCACAUGGGAGAAAGACCCUAUAGAUGCCUUGAGUGUGGGAAAAGUUUUAAUGAAAGUUCAUCUCUUACUAAACAUGGGAGAAUCCACACAGGAGAAAGACCCUACAAAUGCCUUGAGUGUGGGAAAAGAUUCAGUUUCAAAUCAGCCCUUAAUGCGCACCAGAGAACCCACACGGGAGAGAAACCCUAUAAAUGUUUGGUCUGUGGGAAAACCUUCAGUGAGAGCUCACAUCUUAUUAACCAUGGAAGAAUGCACACGGGAGAGAAACCCCAUAAAUGCUUGGAAUGUGGGAAAAGCUUUCGUAAGAGGUCGUCCCUUAUUACACACCAGAGACUGCACACAGGAGAGAGACCAUAUAAAUGCCUGGAGUGUGGGAAAGAUUUUAGUGAGCGAUCAGUCCUUCUUACACACAAGAGAACCCACACAGGAGAGAAACCCUAUAAAUGCUUGGACUGUGGGAAAAGCUUCAGUCAAAGGUCACAUCUUAUUAACCAUGGGAGAAUCCACACGGGAGAGAAACCCUUUAAAUGCUUGGAAUGCAAGAAAAGCUUUAGUCAGAAAUCAUCCCUUAUUACACAUCAGAGACUGCACACAGGAGAGAGACCAUAUAGAUGCCUUGAGUGUGGGAAAGGAUUCAAUGAGCGAUCAUCCCUUCUUACACACAAGAGAACCCACAUGGGAGAGAAUCCCUAUAAAUGCCUUGAUUGUGGGAAAAGUUUCAUUCAGCCAUCCAACCUUAUUACGCAUCAGAGAAUGCACACAGGUGACAAACCCCAUAAAUGCUUGGAGUGUGGGAAAAGCUUCAGUCACAACUCAUACCUUACUAGACACCAGAAAAUCCAUACAGGAGAAAGACCAUACAAAUGCUUGGACUGUGGAAGAAGUUUUGCUCACAAUUCAGGCCUUACUGUGCAUCAGAGAAUCCACACUGCAGAGAAGCCCUAUCUAUGCUUGGAGUGUGGGAAAAACUUCAGCCACAAAUCAAACCUUACUAGACAUCAGACAAUCCACCUGGGAGGAAAGACCAUAUAAAUGCCUAGACUGUGGGAAACGUUUCAUUUAGACAUCAACCCUUGUUACAUGCCAGAGAAUACUCACUGGAGAGAGACCCCACAAGUGCUUGGACUGUGGGAAAAGUUUCAUUCAGAUCUCACACCUUAUUAGACACCAGAGAAUUCAGGGCCGUCCUUAGGCAUACGUAGGGAACCCGAAAAUUUGGGGCACCCCUGGGUCUUAGUGUCCACCCAUCUGCCUCUUCCUAUCCCUGUUCUGACCCUCCCUGCAGGCACCCACCACAGCUGGCUGCUGCAGCCUGGUGAGUCUUCCUCCGGAGGGGAUCUAGUAACUUAAAAGUGAAAAAGCCUCCAGCCUGCCAGACCUAUUAGCACAACACUGAAACUGUUAAAGACCCACUCAAGGGGUAAUGAAGCAUUUAACAGGCAUUUGCCAACCCCCAGGUAUAUACUGUCAGUUUCUGAAUUUACUGACCAAAACAGUUGUGCAUGACCGUAAUAUUUACUCAGAACAUGUCAGUCUACAGGACCUUAGUUUAAAAUUUGCCUUAAAAAUAUUUCAUUAGUGUGUUGCUGAAGUUUAUAAAAUCACAUCUCUAAAAAAUCCUUGCACAGAUUUUUAGAUGCACAAUCUGAGUAUUCAUCUUUAGCCUUAAAUGCUUGGAUCUUCAGACAUAGAGUUUUUUAAAUAAAUCCUUCAAAAGACCCCCCUUAUCUAAAAUAUGCAUGCGAGUCCGGGCUGCCGUUGGGCAUAGGGGCACCAGUUUAAUAAUACUGCAUAGGGCCCCAUAAAUCCUAAGGGCGGCCCUGAGAGAAUUCAUACUGGAGAUAAACCUGAUAAAUCCUCCACUGUAGGAAAAGUUUCAUUGAGAGAACAAACCUUAUUAGACGUCACAGAAUCCACAAAGGCUGUAAACUUCAUAAAUGCCUCAACUGUGGGAAAAGCUUCAGUAAGAGCUCAGAGCUUACCAAACAUCAGAGAAUCCUCAAGGGUGAGAGACCCUAGGAACAGCUUGACUAGAUUCAGUCUGAGUUCACACAACAGAGAGACCUUGAAUGGGCAAAGCUUCUAGGCUGCUCCCGUGGUACCGGGCAUCAGCAAAUCCACACGGGGAAGAAAGCUCUCAGAUGUCCUCAGGGUGGAAAAUGGUCCAAGUGGAGCUAACACGGAAUUGGACAUCGGAGACUCCUCCACACAGUAGGGAAGUUCUCUCAGUGCCUUACUAGGGCUGGCCAUAGUAAUAAAUCCAUUUCCUACUUCCCCCACACACCAGGGGCAUUUGGCUCCCAAGGAUCCAGCUGCCCAUCUCUGGGGUGAGGAUACAGCUGUCGCUGAGCAGUGACCCUCUGGCUCUGCCUGGUUUCAGCAAGCCCCAGGCAGAGGAGGGGAAGCCCCGAUCAGGCCCUCCUCCCUGCACCAGCCCUGGCCGCUGAGCUGAUGGGCCACAGGUGGGGUAAGGGAGAGAGAGAAACUCCUCCAUAUGCUCCCUCUGCCUUGCUGAACUUCCCCCUCCUCUCCCUGCCCUUCCCAGACAGGCUCCCCCUUCCAUGGAGAUUAGGAGAAGGACACUUGGGCCAGGCCUGACCUUCACUCUAUAGACACCUGUCUCACUCCCCUCCCUGUCCUCCACCAGUCCCUGGGCUGGGCUCCCCCAUGUACCUGGAGCUAUUUCAUGCAGAUUAAGUGUCCCUGGGGGCUGGCAACUCCUCCCCUCCCCAAAUCGCCCAGGGUGCUGGGUUCUGGGGGAUCAGAUACGGAGGGACCAGGAGGAUGGGUUUUGUGGAGGAAACUGGGGACUGAAGAGUUGGGGCGGCUAGAACUAGGAAGCAGGGGGAACUGGGUGCUGGGGCUAUCGAGUGUUUGGGGACUGUGGGAUAAGAAGAGAGGGAGAGCACGGGGUAUAGAGAAGUACCGCUUCUUAACAUUCAUUCCCUCGGUACCUUUGUGACGGGUUUCCCCAGGGUACAGCCUGGAACUGGGGUCCCGCUGAGCCCUCUGGCAUACCAGUCUGGGCUCCCUUACUCCCCAAGAAAGAGAGAUUUUAAAUCAUUAUAAGUAGGGAGCGUAUAGACCAAAGCAGAUUACCGUAAGAAAUAAAACAAAACACAACCUAAGCCCUAUAAACUCAGCAGGAUUUGAAUCAAGCAGUGCCUCGCCCUGUUAGCAGACAGAGGCAGGAAUUCUGUCCUGCCUGGGACCCCCUUCCCCAGUUCAGUCUUUGAUCCCUGACGUGUUUUCCGGUGUCGAGUUGUAGGGGGAGAGAGGCCCAGUGGUGAUGUCACUUCCCCCUUUUAUAGCUUCUUGCAGGUGGCGCGAACUUCUUUGUUUCAAGCCAAGCCCCAAGCAACAAGAUGGAGGCCAGUAUCCCAUGAUCUCGUCACGUGCCCUUGCAAGCUUCCAUGAGUUCUAGCAGCCAUUACUCAUACCCUGACUGAAGUGUCCAUCAGGUCAGGAUAAGCUUUUCCCAUGGCCCGUUGGUUUUGCCGAUGGGCCAUUCCACUGGAAUAGGCCUUUCACAAUGUGCCGGCUAGCCGGGAGGUAGAGUAUUCUGUGUUACCCAGGAGCAAACACAUUUGAAAUACAGAUGCAUAGUCAGCAUUUAUAACUCCAGAUACAACAAUGAUACAAGUAUGCUCAAAUAAAUUGGUUAGUCUCUAAGGUGCCACAAGUCCUCCUGUUCUUUUUACGACCUUCUCCCUGGCCCCUCCGCAAUCAGAAAGCGCCGCUGAGUGGGACUGGCUCCCACAGGACCUUUUGUGGGAGGCCCAGAGAUCCCACCUCUGUCUCCUCAGCAUCAGCCUCGGAAGUUCUCUCUCUGGUAGGAAAUGUGGUCGGGAUUAGCCAGCGCAUCCUUGUGACCCUCCAGCAGAUUUCCUCGUGUAAACUGACCCUGACAGUAUCUUAUCUGUCCUGAUCCCCCCAUUAGCAGAGUGAUUGCUAGUCCCUGAGUUCCCCCUUUGGGGCCAGAUUGUCUCAUUCCCAGAUAUUCUCACAUUGCUCCAGGCCAUUUAUUGUUUGUACAUUUUCUGCCUUAUGGGCCAGAAUUAACUAGAUGCUAAAAUAGCGGGAGCUGGGCCAGUAAAAAGUGGUGUUUUACCUCCUGUGCUCUUUGAAGGCGAUGGGGUGACUCUGAGGGAUGCUUAGGAACCAGAGUUUGAUUUCUCUGAUCCUUAGUCAGACUCCUGAGGGUUGGAGAAGAAAGUGUCACAGACCUGGGAGCGGGCAGGGGAAUCCUAAUAGACCUCAAGGCACAGUGUGACCUGUCCGACCUUAGAGCCCCUGUUUCCCUCUGUUGGCAAAAUGGUUUCUGGGCUUCUUCCAGGCGAGUCCAGAUAUACUUAUUUUUUGUCUUUCUUUCUCUUUCUUUUAUUAUAAUGAUGCGAAAACUUUUGUAACUAAUACAACCAAAUAAUGAGGCAAGAAGUAAAGAGGUUUAGCCACUUCAGAAGAAAAUGGGUACAUUUAUUUUCCUGAUUUUGAAUCUUAAAAGACUCUCUGAGAUUUCCCUUUAUGAAUGUGAAAGUGUUUUAUAGCCCACCCUGCAUUGUGGGUUUUCUCUCUUUGUGAAGGCCGUUUGGUCACAUACUUCGAUAGUCACUUAGUGUGAUAGGAGGUAGCUCAGAUUUAGUGAGGACCUCACGAGACAAGUGAUCAUUUGCCACAAUAGCCUGUUUAAAUUUUAUUUUAAUCUUUGUCUAACCCUUUGUCGUGAGAUUUUUUGUGGUGUUUGAACACUGACAAUGAUCAAUAUCUCUCAGCACAAACUCUCAGGGUGAGACACUCCGAGAGGCCGAGACUGAAACGGGGAAGGAGGUUACUGCCCGAAUGAUCCCUGCAGUGAUGUGAGAUACCCUCAGGAGAGGGAGAGGGCGGAAGAUGGGGGAACAGAGCUGGGAAACUCCUGCGUUUGCGAUCAGAGCGAGGCAGCCGAGGCUGAGAACUGUGAACUCCCUGCAUCAGAGCCAGAGACAGACAGGAACUGGCCUGUGAGUGUCGUGUGAAGCUGCCCCUGAGCUCCAAAGGGCCAUAAACGACACCCCAAGAAGAAUGAUGUGGGGAGGGGGCAGCGUCUCCCUAUUAUGAGAUGACGAGUUGGGCACAGGCAGGACGGGAGCCGGGGAUGUCAGCAGACCUGGCCAGCCUUGAACCCAGGCUGACCCCCAUCAUUGAGGCCAGAGGGAGAGAAGGAGCCUGACAGCCCAGCCGGUCACCCCUUCCCCAUCUAUCACAGUGUCCUGUGUGGGGACGACAGAGACUGUCUCUGCCCCACUCACCCCACGCUCAUCCCUCCAACCAGAGCUCUUUGGGUUCCCUGCUCUCGGGGCGUUUGCUUUUGUGCCUGGCUCCCAGUGUCUCUCAUGGCUCCUCGGCCCUUCUCUACCCAUUUACAAAUGUUGCUGGUUCAUGCAGGCGUUGGGCGCGGCCAGGUGCUGGACUGGGGGUGAAAAGUCCCGCGUUGGGCUGGGCUGGGGCUGGGGAAAGGAGUCUGCCUUUGUUCGGCCUUUGAAAUAAUAAAGUAGAAUUUAGUUUCUCCCACUCCCAGUGUCCUGUGUUUUGCAUUACAUGUCUACCCACUCCAGAGCUAAGGUUAAAGGUAAAAGCAAUGCAAACAUGGUCUGGGAUGGAAAUACACAGCAA